AUGAAAUCCUUCAUCUUCCUCACUUCUCUUCUCCUCGUUGCCUCCCUCUCCGUUGAAGCUGGGGACGAUGGCGGGCGGAGAGGAAUAUAUGAUAUUGGAUGGCAGCCGAUUAAGAAUGUAAACGACCUGCACGUGCAAGAGGUUGCGAAAUUCGCAGUGGAUGAACAGAACAAGCAAUCCCACACUUCUCUGAUCUUGUAUAAAGUGGAUUCUGGCAAAUUUACGAACAACUUCGCCGCCCUUUACCGCCUCAUCGUAGUUGUCGCUGACAACAACACUCACGGCAUUUUAGCUAAGUAUGAGGCGACGGUGUGGGAGAAGAGCAGGGGGAACUUACAACUUGUUUCAUUCAAGUGGAUUAGGCCCUAG
Messenger RNA from Dendrobium catenatum, 369 nucleotides. RefSeq names its product cysteine proteinase inhibitor 1-like. Gene Ontology annotation, molecular function: cysteine-type endopeptidase inhibitor activity. The transcript has a single exon. Lineage: Eukaryota; Viridiplantae; Streptophyta; Magnoliopsida; Asparagales; Orchidaceae. The record is from RefSeq and is a predicted model, not a curated record. The coding region runs from base 1 to 369 and encodes 122 amino acids.